This is a messenger RNA of Mus musculus (house mouse), 4703 nucleotides long. It is a transcript of the gene Cyb5r3, whose product is annotated as cytochrome b5 reductase 3. The transcript is spliced from 10 exons. Lineage: Eukaryota; Metazoa; Chordata; Mammalia; Rodentia; Muridae. Gene Ontology annotation, molecular function: oxidoreductase activity; cytochrome-b5 reductase activity, acting on NAD(P)H; nitrite reductase (NO-forming) activity. The coding region runs from base 2743 to 3648 and encodes 301 amino acids. The record is from RefSeq and is a predicted model, not a curated record. Gene Ontology annotation, biological process: nitric oxide biosynthetic process. Gene Ontology annotation, cellular component: lipid droplet; endoplasmic reticulum membrane; mitochondrial outer membrane.
UCAUUCCAGGCCAGGAUCACUGAGGACUGUGAAACCCAGCAUGGAGUCAAUGGGGAUUGGGAUACUCAUGGGAUUCAAAGCAAGGGACUGCCUUUCCCUGGGAAGAUCUGCCCAAGAUCUGCCCAGUGCCGGGUGCCAUGAGGGAUGGAGCAAGCUGACAUCGAAUACCUACUGAUUUUAUCUGUCACCAGAUGAAAGGAGACCUGCCUGUUAAGUGCCUGGAAGAAGAGUGGGCAGGAACACCUGGCUCUGGAUGCAGAAGCAAGUUUGCCAUCCGUGCACUCAGGAGGCUGAGCCUGGGGUAGUGCUGAGGGCUGGAGCUGACAUGGUUGGAAGUGCUGGGAUCUAAACUCUAGUCCUCUGAGAGUAGCAAGUGCUCUUAACCUCUGAGUCAUCUCUCCAACCUGUGACUCUUCCUCUGGACAGUUCAGUAGUCAUAGCAACUCUCCUGACCCCAUGACUCUUCCCUAAGAUGACAAGAUCUGUCUGGAUUUUGGAAUGAGCUUCAACUGUUUUCCACUUUGAUAUCAGUUCUGCUUUUCCAGGUCGUGAGUCAGCAUGGCCUGGAGGUCAUAUAUGACCAGUCAGGGGGCCAUGCUAGUGUGACGCCUGCUGUGACAGCCAGUCUUCUUUCUGUGGAAGUGUCCGUCAAAAUCUCAAGAGUGAAGUCUCCUCUCUGGCUUUACGUUUGACAUCUUGCCGGUCGCUUGAAGUAUGAGUGCAGACAGGAUCUGAAGUAGCAGGGAGGUGCCUCAGUGAGGCCUUUGACCCCUGACCGAUGCUAUCUUUAGGAAGAGAAGCAACUGUGAGGAGGUUCAGCCAGAGAGAAAGGAGAUGGCCAGUCAGUAAGGACCCUAAGGAAGGCAACAGGGAAGGCUGGGAAGAUGGCUCUGAUGGUAACAGGAGCUGUGCUCUCUGCGCAAGCGUGAAGACCACAGUUCAGACCUCUGGUACACAUUGCAUAGGUUCCUUACUUCUAGACACAAGAGGAGCCCCCAUAUCCACCCUCACCCCUUUUGAAACAAAGGUCUUACUCUGUAGAACAGACUGGCUUGUGUCUGUGAUCCUCCUGUCUCAGCCUCCCAAGUGCUGAGAUUAAAAGCAGAAUAAUACUUAACUGAUAUUAGAUCCAGCCUCAUAUCCCAGGGUAGUAGGUGCCCUUCCACAGCCUAGCUCCUGAUUUUUUUUUUUUUUCACUUGUUUGUUUCUUUGAGACGGAGACUCAUGUAGCAUAGGCUGACCUCAAGUCAAUCUGUAGCCAGGGUCAGAUAACCUUGAACCCUUGCCUCCACUAUCCAAAUUCUGGAAUCACAGAUGUGCUGACCAUUGCUCCUUAUUUAUUUAUUUGAGACAGGGUCUCUGUGGUGGUUUGAAUAAGAAAUGGCCCUCAUAGGCACGUGUAUUUGAACGUUUAGUCCCCAAUUUGUGAUGGUUUGUGGGGAGGUACGGAGGUGUGUGGUCUUGCUGGAUGAAGAAAUGUGCCUGGGGUGGCUUUGAGAGCCUAUAGCCUGGCCCCACUUCCAGCUCUCUCUCAGGUUCCCACUUAAGGUACAGUGUUAUCUCUCAGCAUCCUUCUCCCCGAGCCAGGUUUUCCUGCUGCUUGUGGCCGGCCAUGCCUUCCAGCUAUAAUGGGCUCUUAUCCUCCUGGAACUGUGAGACACAAUAAACUCCAUCUUCCCUAAAGUUGCCUUCGGUCAUGGUGUUUUACCACAGCAACAGAAAAGUAACUAGCAGUCUCACCGUGUAGCCUGGAACACUCACAGAUCCACCUGCCUCUUCCGGUAUUGAACGCUUGGGUCAUCAAGUGUUCCGGUAUUGAAGAGUUUGGUUAAUAGUUCUCAAUUUUUAGGCAGCAAGUCUCUUCCUCACUCUGCCGCUCUCAGAGCAGUCUUCCAUUCCCUAUCUGGCCAGGACCAGGUUGAAGAAAACUCCGGAAUGCCAGGGACAUACGAGUGUUUAUAGAGUAUGUGAUAGGCUCUGUUCUGAGGUCCGGGUACACAGAGAACUGACUGCAGACUCCUGGCUUGGGGAAGCCCCACCAUCUAGUGGAAUGGGUACGUGGGCGCAGAGCAUCGUGAAUAAACAGGCAGGAUAACUGAAGCGCUACAAAGACCGUUCUGCACUAGUGGCGUCCCUUGGAGGGAGCACAGGGCCAGAGCUGGCCUAGCUAAAGAGGUGACACCUGAACUUUAAUCCGGAACUGGCCUCAGUACGUUUGGAGAUUUGUUCAGGAAGGAACGACUGGUUCGCAGGCUUGAAAAUGGGGCAGGGCAGGGCUGUAGCCUGAACUCUGUAGCCAGCGGUGUUGGCAACACGCCCCGUGAGCGGGUAGAGCCCUGGCCAGCACAAUCAGCUCCGGCAGGCUCCCAGGACCGAAGGCUCAGGAUUUGAGAGCCCAUCACGGGGGCGACAUCUUGUUCUCUUCACCAGGACAAAACAGGCCCAGAAGCCACAAGCUACCUCCCGAAGCCACACAGAGGCGCCACAGUAGCCAGUCUCUCGCCGAGCCUCUUCCGUGCAGCGCCGUCAGCCACUCAGCGCGCACUCCCGUCUUCACAAGCGGAAGUGGGCGGGGACACUGGGAGUCUCCGCCCCCUAUCCGCCCACCUCCGCGCUCCUGACUGGCUCCGCAGGGCGUCCCCGCCUCCGAGGUGUUGAGACCGAGGCGGGUUGUUGGGGGAGCGGCCGGCUGAGUAGCGGGUGUAGAACCGUGCGUGAGGCCACCGUCUCUUCUUCGCCACCAUGGGGGCCCAGCUGAGCACGUUGAGCCACGUGGUGCUCUCGCCCGUCUGGUUCAUCUACAGUCUCUUCAUGAAGCUGUUUCAGCGCUCCACACCGGCCAUCACCCUCGAGAACCCCGACAUCAAGUACCCUCUGAGGCUCAUCGACAAGGAGGUCAUCAGUCCUGACACUCGGCGCUUCCGAUUUGCCCUCCCUUCACCCCAGCACAUCCUGGGCCUUCCUAUUGGCCAACACAUCUACCUCUCGACUAGGAUCGAUGGCAACUUGGUCAUUCGGCCCUACACCCCUGUGUCGAGCGAUGAUGACAAGGGCUUUGUGGACUUGGUGGUCAAGGUUUACUUCAAGGACACCCAUCCCAAGUUUCCAGCUGGAGGGAAAAUGUCUCAGUACCUGGAAAACAUGAAGAUUGGAGACACCAUUGAAUUCCGGGGUCCCAAUGGGCUACUGGUCUACCAGGGCAAAGGGAAGUUUGCCAUCCGUGCAGACAAGAAGUCCAACCCCGUUGUCAGGACGGUGAAGUCUGUAGGCAUGAUUGCAGGAGGGACAGGCAUCACCCCAAUGCUGCAGGUGAUCCGAGCCGUCCUGAAGGACCCAAACGACCACACCGUGUGCUAUCUGCUCUUUGCCAACCAGUCCGAGAAAGAUAUCCUGUUGCGGCCUGAGCUGGAGGAACUGAGGAACGAACAUUCUGCUCGCUUCAAGCUCUGGUACACAGUGGACAAAGCCCCUGAUGCCUGGGACUAUAGCCAGGGCUUCGUGAAUGAGGAGAUGAUCAGGGACCACCUUCCAACUCCUGGGGAGGAGCCGCUGAUACUGAUGUGUGGACCCCCACCAAUGAUCCAGUUUGCCUGUUUGCCAAACCUGGAGCGUGUGGGCCAUCCCAAGGAGCGAUGCUUCACCUUCUGAUGGCUGGACGCUGGCCAAGCCUGUGCCUGCUGCUCACGCACUCACCACAACCACCUGUCCACCCCUUCCUUCCCCACCACUGUCGCUCACCCUGACAUAUGCCCACAUCCAUGCUGGGGCCUGGGUUCAGCCUGGCCUGCCCAGCCCUGGUCAUCCAGCUGUACUGGCCCCUGGGGGGCCCCUUUGGGAGCAGGCCUGUGUAUCAGGUGACUUCUGUUGACCACUCUCUGAAUAGGCUUCUGUCUGGUACUAACUGGCCAUUACCAGAGAUGUCCUGUGACUACCCCCUUACACAUAGACACACACACACACACACACACACACACAGAGACAGGAGAGAGAGAGAGAGAGAGAGAGAGAGAGGAGAGAGAGGAGAGAGAGAGAGGAGAGAGAGACAGGAGAGAGAGAGAGGAGAGAGAAGAGGAAGAGAGAGAGAGAGAGAGGGAGAGAGAGGAGAGAGAGAGGAGAGAGAGAGAGAAGAGGAAGAGAGAGGGAGGGAGAGCGUGAGCGUGAGCUGUCAGUACCAUGUCUACCCAUUGCCAUGAACUGUGGUCUAUAGAAAGGAAGUGAAAGGUAAAUAGUCACCUACGGUCCUAGGAACCAUGCCUGCCACCUAACCACCUACCUGCCUUAGGCCAUAGCCUGGCCUGUGCCCCUAAACACUACAUUAGACAGUGACACCCAAAGGUUUUCUUAGGAGGGUGUCUGGCAGAGACAGGCCAGCCCCCACUUGCUGGCCAGGGGUCCCUUGGGGCAGCACGUGGACCCUUCCAAAACUAUACACACUGCCCCCGACUCCAUGCAGUCUUGAGUGCCCUAAGUUGUCAGCCCAACAGAGUUUGGUAGACCUUGGGGGUCCCUGGCUUAUCUCUCCACCCCAAACCUCCUUCCUGUCUGGUCCCCAGCCUGGGGGGGUUCUGAGCAGUGCCUCUUGUCUUGGAGACAGACCUGGUGCCUGGCGCUGCCUUCAGCAGGCAGCAGGCAGCCUCCUGCACACUGGCUUUUUUAGUCAUUUAUGGGCAAAAAGAGUUAAAGUAAAACUUUGCAAAUCCCGA